Messenger RNA from Pseudomyrmex gracilis, 1926 nucleotides. RefSeq names its product alanine--glyoxylate aminotransferase 2-like. The record is from RefSeq and is a predicted model, not a curated record. Lineage: Eukaryota; Metazoa; Arthropoda; Insecta; Hymenoptera; Formicidae. Gene Ontology annotation, molecular function: transaminase activity; pyridoxal phosphate binding. Gene Ontology annotation, cellular component: mitochondrion. Bases 123 to 1580 code for a protein of 485 amino acids. The transcript has 9 exons.
UAUGACGUCACCAGUAUAGGUCACUUCACUUUGCUUUGAGCUUGCAGUAAUUCACCGUAAACGCAGUCGUGACGUCGACCGACAAGUUCAGUGUUGAAAGUUCCAACUGUACACGUAUUAUUAUGGCGGAGUCUUUAGAGCAAUUGCCAAAAUCCGAUACUAUACGACUUCGCGAUCGUUAUAUCGGGCAAUCAUGCACGUUGUUUUACAAGUCAAAUCCGCUAAAAAUCGUCAAAGCCGAAAAACAAUACAUGUAUGAUGAGAAAGGCAAUCGAUAUCUAGACUGCAUAAAUAACGUUGCACACGUUGGUCACUGUCAUCCUGACGUUGUGCGAGCCGGACAAGAACAAAUGGCCUUGUUGUCUACGAACAAUCGGUUUCUUCACGACAAUUUGGUGUUGUGCGCGAGUCGGCUGGCGUCGUUUCUCCCGGAACCGUUGUCCGUUUGCUUUUUGGUGAAUUCUGGAAGCGAGGCCAACGAUCUUGCUAUUCGUCUUGCUCGAACGCACACCAACAACAACGACGUCAUUACGCUGGAUCACGCUUAUCACGGACAUCUGACCACAAUGAUCGAUAUCUCGCCGUUUAAAUUCAACAAGCCUAAUGGUACCGGCAAGAGAGACUGGGUGCACGUGGCUCCUUGUCCGGAUGUGUAUCGCGGAAAAUAUCGCUCGUCCGAUUACGUAGGCGAAGAUCUCGGUGUCAAAUACGCCGAGGAUGUAAAGCAGAUUUGCAAGGAUAUCAAAGCCGAGGGACGCGGUGUUUGCGCCUACAUAGCGGAAAGUCUCAUAUCGGUCGGCGGACAGAUUCUACCGCCUCAGAAUUAUUUUCGGAACGUAUACAAACACGUACGCGAAGCUGGAGGAGUUUGUAUCGCGGAUGAAGUGCAGGUUGGUUUCGGACGAGUCGGGACUCACAUGUGGGCGUUUCAGUUAUACGGCGAGGACGUUAUUCCAGACAUAGUCACAAUAGGCAAACCUAUGGGCAACGGUCAUCCCGUCGCGGCCGUUGUCACAACACCAGAAAUCGCGCGCAGUUUUUGCAACACCGGUAUCGAAUAUUUCAACACGUACGGUGGCAAUCCCGUAUCCUGCGCAGUGGCGAACGCGGUGAUGGAAGUGAUCGAACGUGAAAAUCUUCCGGAGAACGCGUUGAAGGUCGGUAGCCAUCUGAUCGCGGAGCUGAAGAAGUUAGCGAAGCGACGGAAGAUCAUCGGUGAUGUGCGCGGUGUUGGAUUAUUCGUGGGUAUCGAGUUAGUACGCGACAGGAUCAAAAAGAUACCGGCGACCAUGGAGGCUCAGCAUAUAGUAUCUAGAAUGAAAGAGAAGAAGAUUCUCGUUAGCAGUGACGGGCCUGAUAACAACGUUCUGAAACUGAAACCGCCAAUGGUUUUCAGUAUCGAGAAUGCUAACCAUUUUGUGUCUGUACUUGACGAAGUUCUCGAAGAAGUCGACAUUGACUUUGACGAGGAACCGGAAACUGCUACAACCAUUAUUAAAGCAACAAUCUCGUCUAUAGAGGUCGAUAAAAGCAUCACAUCAGUGAAGAACGAAAAUUCUUUAUUUGUUCGCGCUACUUAAUGACAUAUCUUAGAAAUAUAAAAAUUUCAUGUAUAUUUGGAUCUAGCAAGAUUUUUAUAUGUGAAAAGUAUUAUUACUUUUAAGACAUCUGCGUUUUUGCUUUUUGUCAUGCAUUUUUUGUGUGAGUAUAUUACUGACUUAUUAAAAACAAAGAUAAAUGAAAAUUAGAAAAUUAGUUUUAUACUCAGAUAAAAAUCAUAUAAAAUUAUAUAUGAUAUAUAAUUUAUAUCAUAAUUAUGAUUUUACACUCCGUGAGAAAUUAUAAACCGGUUUAUUGAACUAAUUUUACUAAUUAAUUUAUAAGUUUUUACAACAAAACGUGUUUAUGUCAAUUUAAAUAUAUAUA